CGUCCACAACCAAUCCUGACGCGCAGCUUGCUACAGCUCGCAUACGUCACUAUCAAUCAUUUAAACACGCGCGCGCCGCUUUCACAGCCGCCGCGGCAGCAAUAAUGGGCUCACCAUGGCCGCACGCGUUCUCGCACGCCGCGCGCGGCGAGGCGCCUGUCGACCUUCUCGCACGCAGACCGAGCGUAGCGCUGCGCUCUAACGCGGCCGCGGGUGCAAGAUGGGUGGUGUCACGGGCCCGGUUUACGGAGACAAGCUCAAGGGCAUCUCGGAGGAGAAGGCCGCCGACGCCGUGCAGCACGCGCUAGACCUCUGCAAGGCACCAAGACUCGCAUACGGAUAUGUGGACCAAGUUGCCUAUAAUGAUAGGUUCGUCCCCGCGUUCAUGGCGCGCCUCGGCCUCAAGGACGUCAAGGAAGUGCCGGUACGGUCGGCGCUCGACCUCGUCCACCGGACCCACCUAGCUAAGAAAGAAGAAGAGACGCUCAACGCGCGGCACGAGACGUACCAAAAUAAGAAGGACGAGUCGGACGAGGAGGAGUCGGGAAGUUCUGAUGACGAAGACGAGGAGUCGGACGGCUUCGUCGGUUCUGAUAGUGAUGAUGAUGAUGCUGCUGCUACUACUAAGGUGACGGCGGUCGUGCCGUGCGCCCCAUUGCGCCGCCGCCUACGAAAUGUUCCGAAGUCGGAGGACGACCUGCUCGCCGAGAAAUUAGCUCCGGUCCACGACGCCCUCCGCAAGGCGGACUUAGCGUUACAGAAGGCCGUGAGAGACAAGUGCGCGACGCAGGAGGCCCUACGUGCUAUCGGAUUAAGCGGAUUCGAUAGCAGGGUUCUAGGGUUCGCCUUCGAGGACAAGGACUACGCCAUCAAGUGGGCGGAAACCGCGCUCCCAGAAGAGCACGGUUUAGAUUUCGCGUCGAUGCCCACGUCACGGGAGGUCUGGCGCGGGCUCAUCAGGUAUCAUCGAGGUCUGGCCGACGGCGUGCUCGAAAAGCGGAUCACGGCCACGCGGGAGUGCUGCGCCGAUCUCGACUUCGACCACAGAAGCACGUAUACCCAGAACGCGCACGUCGCGCCGGCUAUACGUGCUGCUGCGGUCGCUGGGUCAAAGCGGAGGAAGAUGAACGCGGACGCCGACGCCGAGGCCAUCGAAUCAUUAAGGGAGUUCGAGGAUGAUCAGGGGGCGCUGCUCCCACCCAACAGUGCCUUCCACCGGUCCGUCGUGCCCCUACAAGUAGAACUUCUUCCCGAUCACGUUGCUCCAGAUCUGACGCAAUUGGUCUGGGCCAAGGACGCUGAGACCGGCCAGCCCGUAUUGAUCAAGGCGGGAGAGAUGCAGGAGAAGGUGAUCUUAGGUCGGGGCUCCGAGUUUCAGCUCGGGCUCAGUAGUAGAGGCAAGGACCAGGAGCCCAUCGGUCGGGUCGUGCGAGUGCAUGAUGGAGACGCGGCGCUGAUGACGGGCGACGCGUGGAACGGCCAUCCACUAGGUGAUGGUACCUACGUCACGCACCGGGGCCGCGGGGGCCCGUUCGCUCUCUGUUUGGACUUCCGCGACCGGGCGUCGACGUGGGCCCUAGGCGGACAUGACGACAUGGACGCGGUUCGGUCGUCGCUCGGCCUCAAGCUCGUCUCGUCGACGGCGGUGGUCACUACGGAAGGGACGCUCGAAGAUUUCCGGCACGCGCGCUUCGAGAGCACGGGCGAGAUCCCCGGCGGCUUGUCUGCUUUAAUGGAGGACUGCGAGGUCCUGUGUGCGAAGAUGCGCGACGCCUCCUCGGAAGCGGCGGGCGGCGAGGUGUGGCUAAUUGGUGGGCUUCAGCUCGAGAGACUGGGUCGGAAGGGGGCGUCGGAAGGGACGACCCGGUUCAACAUCGUCCAGUAUUCGAGAUGCGCGGGCUGCAUGAACUCCCUCCAGAAGCUGAAGCUAGAUUAUCUGGAGUCGCAGGGCCUCAAGGCCCUACACCACGUCUCGCUCAAGGCGGCGCUGCUCGGCCACAUCCAGGUGCGGCUCGUCGGAUACGCGCACGCGGCGGCCGGGAACUUCCAUCCUGAUGGUUCAGUCGUCGGGCCGAUCCGCUCCACGCGCAUGGCGAACUCGGCUGCGAUGGCGGCGCCCGCGAACUUGCGCUCGUGGAACUUCUCGAGCGGCACGAGCGGCCCCAUGCCCGCGCUCAUGGGACCAGCCUUGGGGCCGUCGGUGUGAACCUCUCCCUUCCCACGCACCGCCACCGCGUAAGUGAUACACCUUCAACGAAGGAUCAGUCUAGCCUCCCGCAGGCGUCCUUGGACAUUCGUGCGGGUGCUUUGAACACUGCUUUCGUUAGUCCGGCGCACGCGCAACGGACGCACAACGCGAGAUAACGGGGUUAGAGGAUGCAGUUGCGCCGCCGUCAAAACCAUUUAAUUUUGAUUCGAUCGACGUUGAAUUUUGGUUUAUCGAAGCCACGCUUGAGCUUGACUUGCUCGGGCUCGUCGGCGCCCCGCGACCGCCGCGGGGUGACUGGCCCGUGUCAUUCGCGCUACCCGUCCUGGGGAGGACUGGGAGGCGUGGAGUGGGGCGGAGAUGCGUAAUGAGACCCGCCAAAAUCGGUGGCUCCCAACAAGCUCCUUGCGAAACUCAUCGAACCCGCAUUUACGCCACGUCGCCGCCCGCGUCGCAAUUUUACAACGCGCGCCGCGCAUCGCGGCGCGGUCUCGAUCGACCCUCGGCCGUCGCGGCGCGCGUCGCGCCCGGUCUCGCGCAAAACUAUUUUUGCCUGCUCGCAUUUUCUACGCAAAAAGUCCGCGGACGCGCGCGCGCAAGCCCGCGAGGCGCCGCGCGGGACCACGGAAGCGGUCGGAGCCGCCACGGCCGCUGACGAGGCUAAAACCCGGCCUUGUAAGCAGCCAGCUCGCGUCUGCUUUCGAGACGCUUGGAUGUAUUACAUCAAGCAAAACUAACCCUCCGGGCCCGCCCAACGCCAUCGCCGCGCCAGCACGCCCGUCACGCCCCCCGCCCCGCAGACACAACAACAAAAUGGCCGCCUACCAGACCAUCGAGACGCCCCUCGUCGCCGACAAGCCGGCCGGCAAGUCCCUCAAGGGCUUGGUGGCUGGCGCCGCCGCGGCCUCCUUCGUCCUCGGCGCGCUCGCCGCCACGGCCGUGUCCGCCACGGUCGCGGCGCCGACGACGUCCUUCUUCCGCCCCCUGUACGUCUUCGACCAGCAGCUGGGCACGACGACCUUCGACGAGUGCGUGGAGAAGUGCCCCACGAUCGACGACUUCUGGCACAUCCCGUGCAUCACGUCCUUCGACAUGAACCACCAGCUCCUCGCCUGGAUGACCAAGAAGUACGGCCCCGACAAGUCCUUCGCCUGGGUCGGCCACCGCGACAGCGACUGGGUCGAGCCGGAGUGCCAGGCGUUCCAGGACGCGCAGUUCAAGGGCGACAUGGUCAAGCGCAACGGCUGCGCGUUCGAGGGCGACCUCUCGAAGCCCGAGUGCUCGGGCAGCGACUUCGACGGC
This is a messenger RNA of Pelagomonas calceolata, 3508 nucleotides long. The record is from the annotation of a GenBank genome assembly. Lineage: Eukaryota; Pelagophyceae; Pelagomonadales; Pelagomonadaceae.